AUUGGGGGAGGCAUGCGCUUUUUGUUUUUUGACUAUACACACAUUGUAAGAAAGUGCCAGAUAUCCAGUACCCCUUGACGGUAGGGGGUGAACCCCAAAAUUACCUAUUUACCCACAAGAAAAAUUUUGGGUUGGGUAAAACUUGAAAAUGAAUGUUCACAUUUUUAAGGUUGGUCUAUCAAAUUACAAUAUUGGUAACAGUAUGUUCCAUCAAGUUGUGACAUUAGUUACAAUAGUUUCCAUCAAUAUGUUACAUUAGUUACAACCUGUUCUGUCAAAAAAUGACAUUAGUUCCAAAAAAAAGUUACAUGAGUAAAUAGUAAGUUACACAAUAAUAACACAAUUCCUGCUAGCCUUCUGAUAUAUUAAGAAAAUUACUAUGUGUUUUCUAUAAAUCAUUUACAGAAGAACAGCAAAAUGUAUAGUAAAAGACAACACUAUAACAUUUCUAAAUUAAAAGGAAAGUGGCUGAUAUAAAAUUUGCUAGUGUCAUAAAAUUAUGUCAAAUUUUCCAUCAAAAAUGUGACAUUAGAUACAUAACUUUUUUUUAAGUUGACAUAAAUCAUAAGGCAAAAAAAAAAAAAUAGGUCCGUUUCUGGUCUCCCUACCUACCCUCUUUUUUUUUUACCCCCUACCUUAAACUUUUUAUCGGGGAUGAAUUUUCUACUUUUUGACAUGUUUGAUUCUUGAAAAAUAUUUCCGCUUCAUUUUAAACCUUUCGCAUCUUUUUGCAGAAAUACUGAUUGGUUGGCAGUUAUAUCAAAGAUGGCUGUGCCUGGUUGCUGGCUUCAUCAGUUUAAAGCUUGUUUGCAUUAUAAAAUGGCCAAAAACUUAAUUAUAACUGUUCCAGAUCACAAAUUAGUUGAUGACAUAGUUCACCAGUAUCAUGAUUUACCUGGCAGCUUUACAUCGUGGGAGAAUUUUUAAAAAUCACAUGCUCCUGCAGAAUUAAUUCCUAAUUGGUAUAUUUCUUAAGCUACAUGCAAGAUAAUAGCUUUUAGAACAAAGGACAAUAUGGAGAAUAUAUAUCAGUACUGCUAAUUUUCUUGUUUUUAACUUUGUCUGGGCUAUAGCACUGGUUUCGUAUUUCUGUAUUGUUUUCAGAACGGGUAAAUUUCUCAAAAAGAUUAGAAUAGUAACUAACAGUUACAAAAAUUGAAUGACAGUGAACUUUUAAUCUCUGUUAAUCUUCUUGCCUUUUGAGAAAAAGAAAUAACACAUAUUAAUUGUGUUCCCUCUAUUGUCUAUCACUUAUCAUUUAUCUGCAGAUUUGUUGAUAUAGUGGACUCGUCUAAUACAAGGAAGGUUGUAUCAAAUUACAAGUCUAAUUGUUAUUGUUUUGUUUUAAGUAAAAGUGUGUUUAAGAUUUUGUUUAUGAUUAUAAAUGAAAAUUCAGGCAUGAACUUGUCAUCAAAAAACAUUUAUAUAAGCAAAAAUAAAUGUAUUUGUUUUACCAAGUUAGACACCAUAACAAUAGAUUUCAGUGAUACUGAAGAGCUAAAAAAAAUAUUAUAAGUUCAUGUUCAAGCAAAUUUGUGGAAAUCUUUGAAUUAUCAGUAUUGACCAAAAAAAAAAAAUAAAAAUAAGGAAAUGUAGAAAAGUAUUAUUAAGUUAAAAAGUAAGGUUAAAAGUUGUGUUUGAAUAGCUCAAGAAAAUGUCAAGGAUUCCUGUGUUUAUUGAGAGAAGUGCUCGUAAAGGAUGGAACAACACUGUAGAACCUUGUAUAUUCAUUGCUUGUGAUUCUGUAGAAACAUCAAGUGAAAUUGGUGACGUUCAAGAACUAGUUCAUUCUUCAGCUAAUGACAGUGACAUAGUCUUGCAUGGUUUUAAUGCUGUCAACAAUGUCAGUGAUAUAUUGGAAUAUUCAGAAGACAGACUUAUUGAUAAGGUUCAGCUGAAUGACACUGAAGAGUCCAAACUUGAUGAGGAAAGUCAGAAUUUUGGAACAAGUCCACUUCAUGAGUGUAACAAAAACAAAGAGAACACUUCUGUUACACUUACAGUAGUGUCUUGUAGUAAAGGUGUUAUAAAUAGCACAUGUAGCUGCCACAAUUGCUGUGAAGGGGUCAGUUUGAAUGAGUUUGUCACAGGAAAUGGUUUCCAAGAAGAUGCUAUGAAGACGGUGGAAGGUGAAUGGUAUAGUAAAGGUGUCAAAUGUAUGAUUCCUAGGCCAACCAGACUGACAUCAGGAAAGAUUGCUUUGACACCAGCUCCACUGAAAAAGUCUAAGAGCAAAGCAGAAAAGAAAGGUAAACAGGAGCUUAGAGAAAAGAAUGAGACCACUAAAACUGAGUUUACUGAUGCUGAUGGUAAAAAGUUUGUUGGAAAUGGCAGAUUUGGAAAGCGUAUUGUUGGAAGGAAUGAAAGCUGUUCAAAGCAGGCAUACGCUGGAUGUUUGAAAAGAGUUUAUGCUGAUCAUGAAAAUGAAAAGCUCGAUACUAGUAAAGAAAAGAGGCAAAUAUACACAGACAGGGGCAAUAGGCAUAAGUCAAAUGAUAUGGCAGAUAGCACUUGUACAGAGUCUGGUUUGUAUAGAUCUCAACAUGAUUUAGAAGACUCUGAACCAGAGUAUGCCCAACAUGAAAUGCAGAAAGGUGAAAAUGGUUCUUCAGUGUACAACGAGAGUUUUAGAACAAAGGUGAAUGGGACAGCAGAGAAUAAAACUAGAUUAUUAGGUAAUCAGACUGUUACUGAAGUUGUUCACAAUGACUUUUCAGAUGAUUUGUUGAAAGACGAGAGAGGUGAAAAAGGGACAAUAAAGUUAGUGAAGGCUGUCACACCAAGGGGCAGUGGUAUUCCAAAGUUUCAGCAUCAUAAGUAUGUAGAGGGAUGUUGUGAGAAGUUAAAGUCAAACAACUGGCAUUCACCAAGAUCGCGAUGUGUUUCUGUAUCAUCAAAUAUCGGUGUUACAUCAAGAACUUUCUCGAGAUCUGGUAGCAGAGGCUCCGUGUCUUCAAGGAAUAGUUCUGUUUCACCUAACAGAAAUUCUGUUGCAUCAGUACAUAAUGCCAUCACACCUUCUCCAAGGCCGAGACAGUCAUUAAAGAUGUCUAAAUCAGGUUUGGAAGUUGAAAGAAAUAACUGUUCAAAUGAUGAUAACCUGAAUAGAAAUAACAAAAAAACAACUGUGAUUUUAAAUUCUCCAAAAGUGUAUGAGACAAAAGCCUCAAAAUUGCGGAGACAAAUUUUUAGCAGUGUUGCUGAUAAUUGCAGAAACAAUCAAGAAAGAAAAAUAUCAAAUUCUGGUAGAGUUCAUGAAAGUGCUGCUGUACCAACUCUUAAAAACGAUACUAAGGAAGAUUCAUUUCAGUCGCGACGGAACUUACCUCAAGCACCUUCUGAGGUGCGUAAAGUACGGUAUGGACAGAGGUGUGUUGUUGAUGAUGAUGAGGCUCAUGAAGAUAUUGUAACAGUAAGCCAGAGUCGGCCGGUAGCAGUACCAACAAGAUCAAGUAAUGGCAGACCACCAAGUGGGCAGACAGCUGGGCCUAGCACUGGUGGAGGUGGAGGGAAAGCUAAGAGACCAGCAUGGGACUUGAAGGGUCGCCUUCAGGAUAUGGAAGAACAAUGGAAAAAACAGUCACAAGAGAAAAAUGAAUUUCUCAGUCAGAUGCAAAAGUGUACAGAAAGAAUUGCCUUGUUAGAAAACCACAAUGACCAACUGUCGGGAACUGUUGCACAGAAGGAAGAGAAUUACACACAUGCAUCAAGGGAGAUAGAACAACUGCAGAAAAAGCUUAGGGGCACAGAAGAUGAGCUGUAUGAUGUUAAAAGACAGUUUGAACGCGACACAGAGAACUUUGAAUUUACCAAGGCAUCCCUUCGGAGACAGAAAGAGGCCCUGGAAGGGGAGAUAACAGGCCUUCAGCAGGAAGUGGCAGGGUUGAAGACUUCUGUGGCACAACUUACAUCAUCACAGGCCGGACUCAAGUCAGAACUUGAUGCUACAAAGCUGGCCCUUGAUCAAGCCAACAGUACUAUUGUUCAAAGAGAUUCAUCAAUACAUGAUUUACAACAGAAACUUGCUGAGCAGAUUGCUGUGAAUGAUGAUCUUAAUUCAAAGUGCAGAGAACACGAGACAGUGCGUCGCAAGUUGCACAAUACAAUACAGGAACUUAAGGGUAAUAUAAGGGUGUUCUGUCGUGUACGUCCACUGAUAGGUGAGGAGUUGCUAGGAAAUGAUGGUGAGAUUCAACAUAUGAACUUUCCUGAAGAACAGAAAACACUAGAACUUGAAAGGCUAGCAGAUGUUAGUCUAAGCGAGAGUACCAUCGGAGGAAAUCGUAAAGGCAAUGGCAGGUAUGAGUUUAAUUUCGACAGAGUAUUUGCACCUGCUUCUAAGCAGUCCGAGGUUUUUGAAGAAAUUUCUCAACUCGUUCAGUCUGCCUUGGAUGGGUACAAUGUCUGUAUAUUUGCGUAUGGACAGACCGGAAGCGGGAAGACGUACACUAUGGAAGGUCCGUCGGUAGAGGAUGAGGAAAACAGAGGAAUGAUAUCUCGAGCUGUCCUACAAAUAUUCAGUAGUACACGAGAAUUGGAGGAUAAAGGUUGGCAGUAUGAAUUUGAAGGCUUAUUUCUAGAAAUCUACAAUGAAACCAUUAGAGAUCUGUUGGGCAACCAUGCAGCUGAUGUUAAACAUGAAAUAAAGAUGACUGGGACAGGUGGCAAUGACGUGAUGGUGACAAACCUAACAACUGUACCAAUUACUUGUGAAAAUCAGAUUACUGAUCUACUGAAAAUGGCAUCAAAAAAUCGUGCAGUAGGAGAGACAAAUUGUAACGAGAGGUCGUCCAGAAGUCACAGCGUGUUCAGGCUGAAAAUUACAGGUUGUAACGACAUCACCCAGGAGCAAUGUAAAGGUACCCUUAACCUUGUUGAUUUAGCUGGAAGUGAGAGGUUGAAGGAAUCGGGGGCCACUGGACAGAGAUUGAAAGAAACUCAAAACAUCAACAAGAGUUUGUCCAACCUUGGUAACGUUAUAAUGGCGCUUGGAAAUAAGGAGAAUCACGUACCAUACAGGAAUAGUAAGCUCACCUACCUUCUACAGAAUUCACUUGGGGGAAAUAGUAAAACAUUGAUGUUUGUGAAUGUCUCUCCAAGGGAGGAGAACUUUUCUGAAACACUCAAUUCGCUUAGGUUUGCAACGAAGGUGAACCAGUGUAAUAUUGGGACUGCCACAAAGAAAUCUAAAUAAAAGCAUCUGCUUCACAGAACAAUGCCUUGUUUUAGGAAUCAAAAAUGGCUUAUUUUAUUGGUUAGGACAGUUGCAGGAACUGAAAUAAGCUAGCUUUAAGUGCUUUUCUUAGAUCAUAAUGCUGUGUUUGCUUUUGUCCUAAAUGUUACUGUUAACCGGCUACUCUUCAGGAAGAUUAAACAGUAUGUCAUUUGAGUCAGGCCAUGAGAAAACCAAUAUAAUGCGUUUGCGACCAGCCUGUGCAACCACGCAGUCUGGUCAGGAUCCAUGCUGUUUGCUAACAGUCUCUAAAUAGGAUUUGAAAGCAAACAGCAUGGAUCCUGACAAGACUGCACGGAUGUGCAGGCUUGUCUGGAUCCAAGCUGGUCACAAACGCACUAUGUUGGUUUUCUCAUGGCUCAGCUCAUUUAGAUUUUAGAAAAUGUAGGAAAAUUGAAAAUGUAAAGGUUAUGGUUGAUGUUGAUUAAUGGAUUUUAAUGUGUAAUUGAAGAAUAGUAUUAAGAGAACGAACAUUUAAUAUUAUUUGUAAAAUGAUUUUAAAUAGACAUAAAUUGAAACACUUUUCCUGAUUUGUUUAUCCUUGACAUGCUAUAAAGUAAUUUUCACAUUUUGCAUUUAGCCAGAUUUACUGAUUAGAAUUUUUAAAGUCAUUAAGUUUGUAGAAAAAGCAGUCAUGACAGGAAGAUCUAUUUUUGCACAAAUUUUACAGUUACUUGGCAUCAUCUGUACAAACCUAGAAUAAAUAUGUUUGUAUGUAUAAAAAGUACUGUAUGUAAUGUAUGGAUGGUUUAAAAUACUACACAUGUAUAAGUAUACACAGAAUGCUUAUUAAAUAGCAAGCUGGCUUUAUUUGAGGUUGAAAGUGUAUUUAUGUUGAAAUUUUACCUAAAGUAUUAAGUAAAUACUUGACAUUUUAACAGUUCAUUGCAGAAAAAUGAGAUCCUCCUGAAAUUUAUCUACCAUCGAUUAUGUUAAAAAAAGUUUCCUGUUCAGGAAUUGACUUUUUGUUUUUCACCAGGUACAGCAGUUUGCAUGCAUCAGGAAUGACAUUUCCCAAAUGAUUUUCCUCUGUCAUUAAAAUCAGAGAUUAGAAUAUUGGCAUGAGAGUUUGUUUGAAAUUAAAUAUAUUAAAACUAUUUACACCAUUUGUGUUCAUAAGUAUAUUUAUCCGUCCAGGGAAAAGAAAAUACUACUGCCGAUAAUUAUACAUUAAUGCAUAUUUAUGUAUUCUUAAAGUUGGAUUUUGAAUUUUCACUGCAUUUAUGAAUUUUGAUGUUCACUUAAAAAUAUUUGAAAGUCUUCUGUUGUGUAUAGAUUUGAUGUAACUUGCUUUGAUUGAAUGUGUGCAAGUUCCAUUCAAAAUGUUUUCUUAUCAGUAUGGGUUUGUUACCUGUAGGAAGGAAUUUUCUGUUACAAAAAAUAUACGUUUGUUUAUUGUCUUUUUAUAAAAUGUUGUUCAAAGAUGCCUCUAAAUUUGAAAAUACUGAGUAGUCUAUGAAGCCUGUUCAACUAAGCCAAACUAAAACUUUCCUGAACCUAAAGAAGGCUGUUUUCAGAUGCAAAAUUCCUAUAUCUUUGGUAAUAAUUCAUACAUGUAUUUCCUUUGUUUUUUGGAGGAAAUGUCUGACAGCCCGAAAAUAAGUUUGUGUGGUCAUACUUUGAUGAUAAAACAGAUUUAUUGAUGAACUAAAAAAGUAAUGUUCUUUUUUAGAAUUGCAAGUACCAAUAGUUUAUUGCCCUCAGGAAUGGUUAGUGCCUUUUCAGAAUAUUUUACGUGCAGAACACUCCAUUUCAUUUGCUAAUAUGAUCUCUUAUACAAAAGCGACUUUUUUGCUUAGGUAACCCUUGUGUACUUAGAAUUCUGUAUAUAUUUGAAAUACGAACUUGAUAUAUAAAUGUCAUUAUAACAUAAGAAGAUAGACAAACAUUAAAUUUGAAUCGAGAAAAAAAAUGCAUAAAUAAGUGUUACUGAAAUGAGACUGCUUUCAGAAUAGUUGUUAAUUCAUAAAUGAGCUGUGCCAUCGGAAAACCAACAUAGUGGCUUUGCGACCAGCAUGGAUCCAGACCAGUAGUCUGGUGAGGAUCCAUGCUGUUCACUUUCAAAGCCUACUGCAAUUAGAGAAACUGUUAGAGAACAGCAUGGAUCCUGACCAGACUGCGCGGAUGCGCUGGCUGGUCUGGAUCCAUGCUGGUCGCAGAGCCGCUGUUGGUUUUCUCAUGGCGUGGCUCAAAUUAAUCUUGAUUUAAUAUUGGAUUACUCUGACAGUUAACUGAGGAUAUUUUUGUUGUACAUACAUUAACAAUAUAUAAGAUCUAUAGGUGUCUGAUUCAUGUUUUAAUUAUACAGGAUUUUUUUUUUUUUUUCAUGUACAUCUCACUUAACAUAACAUGUUGAAAUUGUCAGUCUGUUUUGUUUUUUAAGCCAGGUUUCUUAGGAUGCAAGUUUAUAUUUAAUGUUAAUUCUAUACCCAUUUUCCACAUUGACUGUAUAUUUCCAUAUUGGAUGUAAGAAAAUAUAUUUCUGUUCUGAACAUUUCAACAUUUGGUACAAAAUCCCACAUAAACUAAAAUUUUAAAGAUGUUUACUGAUAAAAACAUGACAUUCAUUGUCAUUAAAUGCUUGACCCUCUGGUUCUUGUAUAAUUUCAUCUACAUUUUCAGUUGUUUUUCUUUCAAAAAGAAGAAAAAUAAGACAAAAGGAAAAUGUUACUUAUCAAUGAUAGUGUUCAAUAUGAUACAGGAUAUAUCUGGAUUCAAAUUCAGCUGAAAAAAAGUCAGAGCCAGUCCGAUUGUCUAAUGUAGUUUUUCAGCUGGGUACUCAUUCAAAUGUCUCUGUAUUGUACAGAGAUGUAUUAAAAAAUGUAUAUGUAUAAAUGUUGUAUUGAGAGUAUAUUAGAAGUUUUAUCUGGAUGAGAGAGUGAACAGUAUUUUUAUGUGUAUAUAAUUAUAUAUUUUUAUUUUAAAUUGUUAGAAAACUAAAUUUAACGUUGACAUAUUCUUUAUAAAUCAACAAUAUAAUUAUAUAGACAGUAAAAGAAUCAAAAAAAUUAUGAUAGAAAUAUUUGUUUGAUUCAACUUUCGAGCCGGCCUUAGUUUUUAGCUCACCUGUCUCAUAGUGACAAGGUGAGCUUUUGUGAUCACCCUUCGUCCGUUGUCAGUCCGUGCAUGCGUGCGUGCGUCAACAAUUUCUUGUCUGCAUGAUAGUGGUUUCAUUUAUGAUUUUAUUUUAACCAAACUUUCACACAACUUGUAUCUCCAUAAGAUCUCGGUUCCUUUCUUGAACAGGCCAGAUCCCAUUAUGAGUUCCAGAGGUAUGGCCCCUGAAAGGACCAAAAUCAGCUAUUUUGAUGUCUGCACAAUAGCAGCUUUAUUUAUGAUUUGAUUUUUACCAAACUGACACAAAACUUGUAUCAUCGUAAGAUCUUGGUUCCUUUCUUGAACUGGCCAGAUUCCAUAAUGGGUUCCAGAGUUAUGGCCCCUAAAAGGGCCAGAAUUUGCUAUUUUGACCUUGUCUGCUAAAUAGCAGCUUCAUUUAUGAUUUUAUUUUAACCAAACUUGCACACAACUUGUAUCACUAUACGAUCUUGGUUCCUUUCUUGAACUGGCAAGAUACCUUUAUGGGUUCCAGAGUUAUGGCCCCUGAAAGGGCCAGAAUUAGCUAUUUUGACCUUGUCUGCACAAUAGCAGCUUCAUUUAUGAUUUGAAUUUAAUCAAACUUGCACAAAACUUGAGUCACCAUAAGAUCUCAGUUCUUUUGUUGAACCGGCCAGAUCCCUUAAUGGGUUCUAGAGUUAUGGCCCCUGAAAGGGCCAAAAUUAGCUAUUUUGACCUUGUCUGCACAAUAGCAGCUUCAUUUAUGAUUUGAUUUUAACCAAACUUGCACACAACUUGUAUCAUCACAAGAUCUUGGUUCCUUUCUUGAACUGGCCAGAUUCCAUCAUGGGUUCCAGAGUUAUGGCCCCUUAAAGGUCCAAAAUUGGCUACUUUGGCUUUUGCAGCCAUAUAGAGACUUCAUUUAUGGUUUUAUUUGAUACAAACUUCCAAAAUAUCUUCAACAACAAUAAAUCUUGGAUUCCAUGACAAAUCAGAUCCAAUCGUAGGUUCCAGAGUUAUUUUAUAUCUGAUUACCUCCCCUGAUUGUAAUCAAAAUGGAUUUAUAUCAGUAAGUACUUUUGUACUUAUUUGAAAUUUCAUUAUUGUCAUUAGUUGGACUGAGCCAAUCAGGGUAGAUAACUGUGGACUGAUUUUAUGUCAAAUUACCUCCCUUUAUUUCAAAUUAAGGUGGGUAUAUCUCCGUAACUAAUGAAGAUACUGAUCUGAAAUUUCAUUUAUGUCAACAGAUUUAUCUGGCAGAUCCUUCUUUUGUUCACUUACAAUAAUUUACUUUUUAAUUACUUCCCUUUUACGUUACUAUAAAUAGCUUAUUUUUAGUAACUUUUUUAUUAUUGACCGUAGGGAAAAACCGAGACCACUUUUCUGUGGUACAACAUGAUGGUACCUCCAAUUUUUAGGUGUAUUUUGACAUAUCUGUACCUUUUAAGAAUUUUUUUUUCUUUUUGGUUAAAUUUCUUCCUUUUGUUGUUCCUGUCCUUUGGACUUAGAUAUUUUUUCUGAGGACCUUCUUGUCCUCAAGUUCAAUGAUAACAGGUGAGCGAUAUAGGGCCAUCAUUGCCCUCUUGUUCUUUUUUUCUACUUGGGCAUUUCCCAUUGUCCUGGUCUACUUUCCUGUCUUUUGCCCAAUCUUCUUUACAAAAGUUAAUGCUCUUCUUUGUGUUCUUCUUUCAAAGGGAAACAUUCUCGAAAUAUUUUCACUCUGGUUUUGGCCAAUUGAAAGUUUUUAAUUGAAAACAGUAAUUGACAACGGUUGCAGUUGUUUAGAAAAUGGAUAUUGAUGUUGACAAAUGGACAUAUGUGCAAAACCUAUGCUUUGAUUUUGGAACUAAAUAACUUUCUUGAAUAUUUGACCUUAGUUGGUAUUAGUCUGAAAUUGGGUCUCUCGAACAAGCUUGUCUUGAAUUUUCGGCUAUCUCUAAAUUUUCAUGUCACAUGCAUUUGUGUGGAAAUAAAUCUGCCAUCCCAUCAGUGAAGUUUCUUUGUAUUUUACUUUAGGAGUGUUUACUAGUGUUGCAUUUUGUGAACUUUCUUAUAAAAGCUGUAGUUUUGUAUUCGUUAAUGAUUGAAAUCCAUUGAUACCAGAAAUUGUUGUCUCUAUUGAAGUUUGACCACUUGUGUCCAUUUAUCUAAUUAUUAGAGGUCAUUUCUUUGAUAUGAGAAAUGGGAAACCUCUUCAUAUUAGACUUUUUAUCUAUUUCCGAGAAAUAAUGAGAACUUUCAGACAAAAUUAAUUUUCAAUCUUUGACAUAUGAUCAUUAAAUGUCGCCAUUAAGUCUGUAACCAGUACUUGGAUGUCCUGAAAAUAAGCUAAUUAAAAGUAAAAUAUAAAAGAAAUAUACAGGUACAGUUAAUGAAAUAGAUAUGAGAUUUAUUUAUACAAUUGUACCUUAUUCAAUUAGGGACAUUGGGAGAGGUUGUUAUAUAAAAAUUAAACAUGAUCUUUAUAUGAGAAUGUCAAGUCAGGAAAACAUGUGACAAAAGGGGAUGUUUCAUUCUUUUUUUAUUGCCUUAAUUACUGGCAAAAUCCUCCAAUCAAAUUAAAUUCAAGCAACGUAUUCUUGAUUUAUAGAAAAGAUGUCUUUGUUAAUGCCAGAAUUUCUACAGGACCUCUUCAGAAGGCAGCAUCUUGUACAGUGUUUUUAUUUAUAUUAUUUUAUAUUUUUUACAUGUUUUACCUUUACCCUGCUGAAUUUCGAAAAUGGACUGGUCUAUCAUUCAGUUUGGGCAGUACCAUUUAUGUGCAGGCUGAUCUUGGUCUGCACUGGUAGCAAAGGCAGAAUCACUUGAUGGCAGCAGGCUAAAGGUUAAAGUGGUAUGCCUUCAGAUUAAUAUUAAAAAAAAGAUAUUGAUAAAGAAUUUUCUUUUGUUACAAAUUGAAAAUAAGAAGUAAACACAAGUUAUCAGGCAAGUUGCAAGCAGUAUUUAUUUAUAGAAACUGUAUUCUGGAAAUUUAUAGAAAACUUUUUAAAAGCAUUGGUCUCACAUAGAAAAAUUUGAUGAAAGUAGCAGGAAUUUUGAUAUACUCAUAAAAUAUUGUCUUAUACUGUAUUGAUUUAUGAUUCUAGAUACUUGAAGAUUUUUUUUCAUGUUUUUGAAAGUUUUGAGGGGAGUCCCUUUAAACUUUAACUCUUAGCAUGCUGAACACAAUUGGUUCUGCCUUUGCGACCAGUGUAGAUCAUGAUCAGCCCGCACAUCCGUGCAGUCUGAUCAAGAUCUGCACUGUUCACUUUUCAGUCAGUAUUUUUUUUCGUAAGCACCCAUUUUAACAGUUAAUUGUACUGUCCAAAUUGAAAGAUGGACAAGUUCAUUAUAGAAAUUUAGUAAACCUUACCAAUGUGUUCUAGGAUCUUAGUUAUUCCUGUUAGAUCUGUGCCAUUAUUUGAAUGCAGAUUGAAUGUGGAGUAAGUUGGAAAUGUUAGUUUGUCAUCAGCUCAUUUUUAAAGAUAUAGGUAACAAAAAUUGCUAAAACUAAUAAUUGCCAAGUGGUAAGUGCUCUACAAAGAAGCACAAUAAUUCAAAUUUGAAACAUAAUUUAGUGUUUAUUAAAACACAUCAUUAAUUAUCAUUUAAGACCUAUCAAUAAUUGAAUAUACCUGUAUAGUUAUUACAUGACUCCUUAUAUAAAUCACUAGUCCAUAGAGAGUGCUAUUGACUGGAAAUCUAUAACAUAUUUGCCUACUGACCAGCGAGCCAUUCAGUUAGUAUAUAUUAUUGUUCAAAGGAGGUUUAAUUUGUUGCCUACUUGGGACUCGUUUUUUUUAGAACAUGUUCCUUUAUAUCUUUGGAAUGAAUUACACAUUUCCAAUUACAUAUACUUGUAUUAUAUUAGAUUCUUUUAAUAAAAUCAUAUUAAUGCUUGCAGAUUGUUGAUUUUAAAUAUGUUCAUUUGACAAAACAAGCAUGUUGUCCAUUUGUAUAUGUAAUCUUGAAGCCUAUCCGACACAUUUUGGUGCUUUUAGCAGCUUUUAGGAUAGGUAGUUUUGAAAUAUUUUACUUAUAAAUAUAAGAGUUUUGAGAGCACUAAGUGUAUGUUAUUUGACAGAUAUUGACAGAAACUUGUGUAUGUAAAUAGUAUUUUAUUUCUUUAAAGUUGUCUUUAGAACUGUAUAUAGCUAUUUUCAUGUUAUAAGAUUGAAAUGUGCAUACAUUUUUAGCUCGACUAUUCAAAGAAUAGUCUAGCUAUUCUACUCACCCUGGUGUCGGUGUCGGCGUCGGCGUCACACCUUGGUUAAGUUUUUGCAUGCAAGUACAUACAGCCAUCAGUUAAAGGCAUAUAGCUUUGAAACUUAUUUUUUCUUUUUCUAGGUCAAUAACCAACCUCUCUGGGUCAAGUCCCAUAACUCUGACAUGUAUUUUGAGCAAAUUAUGCCCCCUUUUGGACUUAGAAAAUUUUGGUUGAAGUUUUACAUGCAAGUUACUUUUACAUGCAAGUUACUAUCUCCAAAACUAAUGCAGAUAUUGAUUUGAAACUUCACAUGUGUCUUCGGGGUUAUAAAACUAGUUGAUUGCAGCAAGUCCCAUAACUCUGACUUUCAUUUUGGCCAAAUUAUGCCCCCUUUUGGACUUAGAAAAUUCUGGUUAAAGUUUUGCGUGCAAGUACAUACAGCUAUUUCUAAAAGGCAUAUAGAUUUGAAACUUAUUUUUUCUUUUUCUAGAUCAAUUACCAACCUCACUGGGUCAAGUCCCAUAACUCUGACAUGUAUUUUGAGCUAAUUAUGCCCCCUUUUAGACUUAGAAAAUUUUUGUUGAAGUUUUACAUGCAAAUUACUAUCUCCAAAACUGAUGCAGAUAUUGAUUUGAAACUUCACAUUGUGUCUUUGGGGUUAUUAAACUAGUUGAUAGCAGCAAGUCCCAUAACUCUGACCUUCAUUUUGGCCAAAUUAUGCCCCCUUUUGGACUUAGAAAAUUCUGGUUAAAGUUUUGCAUGCAAGUACAUACAGCUAUUUCUAAAAGGCAUAUAUAGAUUUGAAACUUAUUUUUUCUUUUUCUAGAUCAAUUACCAACCUCACUGGGUCAAGUCCCAUAACUCUGACAUGUUUUUGAGCAAAUUAUGCCCCCUUUAAGACUUAGAAAAUUUUUGUUAAAGUUUUACAUGCAAGUUAUUAUCUCCAAAACUGAUGCAGAAAUUGAUUUGAAACUUCACAUGUGUCUUUGGGGUUAUAAAACUUGUUGAUAGCAGCAAGUCCCAUAACUCUGACCUUCAUUUUGGCCAAAUUAUGCCCCCUUUUGGACUUAGAAAAUUCUGGUUAAAGUUUUGCGUGCAAGUACAUACAGCUAUUACUAAAAGGCAUAUAGAUUUGAAACUUAUUUUUUCUUUUUCUAGAUCAAUUACUAACCUCACUGGAUCAAGUCCCAUAACUCUGGCAUGUAUUUUGGGCAAAUUAUGCCCCCUUUUGGACUUUGAAAAUUCUGGUUAACUCAGAUUUGAAUUUUGACAGAAUUAUGCCCCUUGUUAACUUAGAAUUUUUGGUUAAAGUUUUUGAUGAAGUCAAAUAUCUCUGUUACUAUCAAAGCUUUUGACUUGAAAUUUAAAAUACUUAUUUAUCAUCAAAGUCUACACCAGGAGAAACAAUUCCCAUAACUCUGAUUUGAAUUUUGACAGAAUUAUGCAUCUUUUUAACUUAGAAUGUUUUUUAACAUUUAUGAUAAAGUCAAAUAUCUGUUACUAUUAAAGUUUUUGACUUGAAACUCAAAAUAGUUAUUUACUAUCAAAGUCUACACCAGGAGACACAAUUCACAUAACUCUGAUUGAAUUUUGACAGAAUUAUGUCCCUUUUUAACUUAGAAUUUUUUUUUAAAAAUUGAUAAAGUCAAAUAUCUCUGUUACUAUUAAAGCUUUUGACUUGAAACACAAAAUAGUUAUUUUCUAUCAAAGUCUACACCAGAACACACAAUUCCCAUAACUCUGAUAUUAAUUUUGACAGAAAUAUGCCCCUUUUUAACUUGGAUUUUUUUUUACUGGCAAAGCUCUAAUUCAGAGUCAAGCACUGAGAAAAGUCGAGCGCGCUGUCUUACGGACAGCUCUUGUUAUAUAUAUAUAUAUACUGAUUAAUACAAAACUGGCCAAAAGUAAAUUCAUUUUGAAACAAGUAAAAGAAAAAUUGAAAACAUUUUGCAGAUGAGUUGAGCCAUUUCUGCCAGAUUCCCUUGACUGAAAUAGAAGUAAUAUCUUUUAUUUAGUGUAAAUCAAUGGAUGAAUUAUGUACUCCAAAUUUUGUCUAUCCUCCAUGUCUUUUUGUUUCUCUUUUCUUAUUCUGUUGCAAAUACACAUCAGUUUUCUCCCUGGUCUUUUUAACAACUAUAUGUAAAAUUACCACUGCAAAAUUCUACUUUUCAAUCGGAAAGGUAGACGAAACAAUUUUGUUUUUAUCUCUACAGUGUAAAUUAGUGUUUUGGACUGGGUAUUUUGUCAAGAUUGAUUUUAAAUUUGCACAACUAAAUGUUGUGUAAUAUGCAUUCAUAAUACUUUUUUGUAUGGAGUUCUUGAUAUUCCAAAUGUUUUCAUUGUCUUCAUGAUCGUCAUCACGAAAUCUGUAGGUAAAAUGGGUAAGAAGUCAGUUUUUAUUAAUUUUCAUGUAUUGUUUAAUGUAAUCGAGACAAAAGACAAUGGGUUAAAAUCACAUGUGUAGUUGCGGUUUGUUCAUUCCUGUUCUAUUUAUCUAUGCAGUUCUACUGUUGUGUACUGUAUCUAUGCAGUUUUACUGUUGUGUACUGUAUCUCUACCACCAUAUUUUUCUGUGCUUUGUAUUCCAUGGGCAAUAUAUUAAUAAAUAUUUUAAACAUAA
Messenger RNA from Mercenaria mercenaria, 15093 nucleotides. Its product is annotated as carboxy-terminal kinesin 2-like. The transcript has 14 exons. Bases 1655 to 5194 code for a protein of 1179 amino acids. The record is from RefSeq and is a predicted model, not a curated record. Gene Ontology annotation, biological process: microtubule-based movement. Gene Ontology annotation, molecular function: ATP binding; microtubule binding; microtubule motor activity. Lineage: Eukaryota; Metazoa; Mollusca; Bivalvia; Venerida; Veneridae.